UUCAAGCUCACUUUUUUUUAUCCAAAAUGGAGUCAGGUAUUCCGAUCCAAAGAGGAGAUGAGCAGUUCAAAAUCAUCAAAGCAUGGAAGGAACUAAAGAUAACAAAUGUCAAUAACAAGACUCAAAAGAGGCUCCUAGAUAUUACAGGAUGGGAGAAAAAGAAAACAACCGAGAUCGAAUCUCAACUCGCUAGAAUUCAGCGGAAGAUGGAUAGUAAGAAGAUGGCGAAAUCAGAGAAACUACAGACCAAAAAAGCGGCAGUUCAUGCUAAAGCACAAGAGAAGAAGGCAAAUGUUCAAACCAGACGCGCGCAAGAGAUCCUUGAAGCGGAAGAAGAAGCUGCUAGGUUUCAAGCCACAGGACAGAUACCCAAGAAGCCAUCUCUUAGCUGCUUCUGAGAUCAAUAGUAUCCUGUGAAACAUGUUAUCACCUAUCUUCUUUCUCAUUUGUUCAUACUUGUAUCUUUCGUAUGUUGUGUGUUUUGCUUGUGUUGAUCAUGAAACAAGAGUGCUAAAUUCAUUGUC
Capsella rubella is the source of this 524-nucleotide messenger RNA. RefSeq names its product remorin. Bases 27 to 398 code for a protein of 123 amino acids. The transcript is spliced from 4 exons. Lineage: Eukaryota; Viridiplantae; Streptophyta; Magnoliopsida; Brassicales; Brassicaceae. The record is from RefSeq and is a predicted model, not a curated record.